GACUAAAAUAGUUUAGAAAAACUAACCUGUAUAAUAUAUGCCUUCUUAUACCAACCAACCAAACCAUGACGAUAGCCAAAGCCAGAGUUAGUCUCAGAGAUUAUAAUGAAGGUCAUCACAUGACGACGGCCAAGUACCACGACCCUUUAAGCCUCUCACUUGAGUUCUGCAAAAACUCACGCAACUAGUCUCAAAGUCCACAUCUUUAACUCAAAAGAAUGUUGAGACUGAGAUUUUGGGGUUGCCUCAUUGGUCUGGCUUGUUCUUGCUUCUUCCUAGUUGCGGUUGCACAAGUUACAAAUCCUUCUGAAGUGGAUGCAUUGAGAGCAGUGAAGGGUAGUUUGAUUGAUUCCGGGAAGCAUUUGAAGAAUUGGGACAAAGGGGAUCCAUGUGAAGCGAAUUGGACCGGAGUUUUGUGUUCCGGUGAUGUUGGGACUGAUGGAUACUUGCAUGUCCAAGAGCUGCAACUGCUGAGUAUGAAUCUCUCAGGAACUUUAGCGCCUGAGCUUGGCAAACUAUCUCAACUUCUGAUAUUAGAUUUCAUGUGGAAUGACUUAAGUGGGACUAUACCGAAGGAGAUAGGAAACAUUACGUCCUUGAAACUCUUGCUCUUGAAUGGAAACAAACUAUCGGGUUCCUUGCCUGAUGAGCUCGGUUAUCUUGAAAAUCUACAUAGACUACAAGUUGACGAGAACCAUCUUUCAGGUUCAAUACCAAAAUCAUUUGUUAACUUGCGCGGCUUAAAACACCUCCAUAUGAACAACAACUCCUUCAGUGGCCAAAUUCCAUCUGAGAUUUCUGAAAUACCCGUUCUUCUUCAUGUGCUCUUGGAUAAUAAUAACUUAUCUGGAUAUCUUCCACCAAAAUUCUCCAACAUACCAGAGUUGCGCAUACUUCAACUCGAUAACAACAACUUCACGGGAACUGAGAUUCCAGCUACUUAUGGAAACUUUUCCAGAUUGGCAAAGUUAAGUCUCAGGAACUGCAGUUUGCAGGGAGCAAUUCCUGAUCUUAGCCGGAUACCUAACCUCAGUUAUCUAGAUCUAAGCUGGAAUCAUCUUGCGGGACCGAUACCAUCACAUGGACUUUCUGACAAUAUGACAACAAUUGUUCUGUCAGAUAAUCACCUUAACGGAUCUAUUCCUGAAGGUUUCUCUCAUUUUCCUCAUCUUCAGAAAUUGUCGCUCAAAAAUAAUCAGUUGAACGGUUCUGUCCCUGCUAUAUGGAGGAACAUAUCUUUUAGUACAAGAGCUAGACUUUCAUUUGAUCUCCGGAACAAUUCACUCUCUAACAUAUUGGGAGAGCUGAAUCCUCCAGCAAAUGUCACCUUGAGGCUUGAAGGAAAUCCUAUUUGCAAGAAUGCUAGCAUAGAAAAUAUAAGCCCAUUCUGUCAAUCUGAAGCGAGAGAUGGGAUCUCCGAAGAUUCAAUAAAUUCAACUCAACAGAUGACCUGCUUUAUUCAGGAAUGUCCAGAGGAUGAUUUCUAUGAAUUUGUUCCAUCUUCCCCUGUGCCAUGCUUUUGUGCAUCACCUAUUAUAGUUGAAUAUCGUCUGAAAAGCCCGAGCUUUUCUUACUUUGGUCCAUAUAUACAGCAGUUUGAAGAGUAUUUAACUAGUUGUCUAAAAUUGGAGAUUUACCAGUUAUCAAUUCGUUCCUUUGUCUGGGAAAAAGGGCCUCGUUUACGGAUGCAAUUGAAGUUCUUCCCUGUGUAUGGUGCUUCACACUUGCAUAAAUUAAAUGCAAGUGAGGUUCUGCGAAUUAGAGGCAUCUUUACAUCAUGGGAAUUUCCUCAGAAUCAUUUCUUUGGACCAUAUGAGCUACUCGACUUCAAACUGCUGGGACCUUAUUCAAAUAUGAUUGUUAAGAGACAAAAGAUGGGCUUCAGUAAGGGUGUAUUAGCAGCUGUUAUAAUAGGGGCCAUUGCUUCUGUUGUCAGUAUAACUGCAACAGUCAUGCUUCUGUUCACAAGAUGCACCAGAAACCGAUACACACCACCUUCAAGGAGACACUCAUCGUCCAAGAUUUCUAUGAGAAUUGAUGGUGUAAAGGCGUUCACUUUCAAAGAAAUGACACUAGCCACCAGGAACUUUGAUAGUGCAACUCAACUUGGACGAGGAGGCUAUGGGAAAGUUUAUAAAGGUAUCUUAUCUGAUAACACAGCUGUAGCCAUAAAACGUGCAGAAGCAGGAUCCCUACAGGGUGAGAGAGAAUUCUUGACCGAGAUACAAUUAUUAUCAAGGCUACACCAUCGAAACUUAGUCUCUUUGGUAGGAUACUGUGAAGAAGAAGGGGAGCAGAUGCUGGUUUAUGAAUUCAUGCCUAAUGGUACCUUACGUGACUGGCUUUCUGAUAAAACCAAGGGAAGCCUGGACUUCAGUAUGAGAUUACGUAUUGCAUUGGGUUCAGCCAAAGGAAUUCUUUAUCUCCAUACUGAGGCAAAUCCUCCUAUAUUCCACCGAGAUAUUAAAUCCACAAAUAUACUUUUGGACUCCAACUAUAUUGCUAAGGUGGCCGAUUUUGGACUCUCACGACUAGCACCUGUCCAGAAUGAUGAAGGGACUGGCCCUGCAUACGUAUCUACAGUCGUGAAAGGAACACCGGGCUACCUGGAUCCAGAGUAUUUCUUGACCAGUAAGUUAACAGACAAAAGCGAUGUCUAUAGCCUUGGAAUUGUGUUUCUGGAGCUCUUGACUGGUGUGCUGCCAAUAUCACAUGGCAAAAACAUUGUUCGCGAGGUGAAUAUGGCUCAUCAGUCAGGCUUGAUGUUCUCCAUUAUAGAUAGCAGAAUGGGUUCGUAUCCAUCUGAAUGUGUUCAGAGGUUUGUAGCUUUGGCCCUCAGAUGUUGCCAUGAUAAACAAGACUACCGGCCAUCAAUGCUGGAUGUGGUGAGGGAGCUCGAGAACAUAAUCAAACUUAUGCCGGGAGCUGAAACAAUGUUUUCACCAUCUGGUUCCUCAUACACUGAAAAAUCAUUAACUUCAUCAUCGACUUUUACUGGGGACCUAUAUAUGUCCUCCUCCAUCGUGGAAGGAAGCGAUCUAACCAGUGGUGUAAUCCCUACCAUCUCGCCUCGGUGACAGCAUGAGGAGUUGGUGUAAGUAUAUUGGGCUAUUUCCAUUCAACACACACUUUCCCAAGGCCACUAGGAGAUCAGAAGUUGCAAAGGAUUAGGAAAAUACUUCUCCUACUUUCCCGGUGAUCCAAGGAGACUAAAGAGGUUUGAAGUAUCGGAUCACAAAGAGAGAAAAUCAAGGAGAAUCAAGCUCACUGAUCUUAGGAUAAGGGUAGAUUGCAUUUUCAUACAAAUCUGCAUGCAUCGUAGAUCUAAAUUGUUGAGUGAUUUCUUGAGUUGAUUUGGACAAUCUUAUAUGCAUUAAACUGUUUUUCAAAAAACCAUAUCAGAUAAAGAUUGUGAUUGCAUAUAGUUAGCUAGAAAGGAUUGGGUGUUUAUCGAAAUCAGUUUUAAAACCUUUCCUUGAGUAUCUUAUUCGAUGAUAAAUAGAGAUUUGAUUGAGGGGGAGUCUUGCUCCUAUAUAAAGGUUGAAAAACUGUAUUCAGCUGUAGAGUUUUUUAUCCGAGUGUUGUUCAUUGUGUGUUGCUUAGUCUUCAUAGAUUGUUUUAAGAAAAAGUCUCAUUGAUUGUCAUUCGCUUUGUAUGCUCACUGUGUUCAUCUCCAUACAUCAAUCUUAAGAUUAGUGGGUCAUUGAUACAAGAGAAGACUGGAAGAUCAGUUCAUCUAGAUAUUGUGAUACUUGUGUUGAGUAGAGAUAUCAGUUGUAAACCAAGUUAGCUGUGUUGCUAGUGAAUGUGAUUGUGAUAAACAUCACUACUUGUAUACUGUAAACAUAUUGAUUCAUAGUGAAUUUGUUUUUUGUGUUGGCUACGUUAAAAGCCAUGCAGUGAAGUUUCCUCAGUGGUGAGGUUUACACUGCGUUAGCAGUUGA
This is a messenger RNA of Rosa rugosa (rugosa rose), 3944 nucleotides long. Its product is annotated as probable LRR receptor-like serine/threonine-protein kinase At1g06840. Gene Ontology annotation, biological process: protein phosphorylation. The transcript is spliced from 21 exons. The coding region runs from base 219 to 3077 and encodes 952 amino acids. The record is from RefSeq and is a predicted model, not a curated record. NCBI's taxonomy places the organism in Eukaryota, Viridiplantae, Streptophyta, Magnoliopsida, Rosales, Rosaceae. Gene Ontology annotation, molecular function: protein binding; protein kinase activity; ATP binding.